Molecule: messenger RNA, 1754 nt
Organism: Olea europaea var. sylvestris
Lineage: Eukaryota; Viridiplantae; Streptophyta; Magnoliopsida; Lamiales; Oleaceae
Product: altered inheritance rate of mitochondria protein 25
Exons: 12
Coding region: 242-1468 (408 amino acids)
Biological process (GO): plasma membrane phospholipid scrambling
Cellular component (GO): plasma membrane
Molecular function (GO): phospholipid scramblase activity
Source: RefSeq, a predicted model, not a curated record
UAACAAGCUUUUUUAUUUAUUUUUAUUUUUUAUUUUUCUCUUCACCCUUUCUCACUCGUUAUUCUUCGUCCAAUUCUCCAAGAUAAAACCCUCAAUCGUUUUUACCCAUCUCAGUCUUAAUCGAUCUUCAUCCAAUUCUCCACACUACUUCAUUCCGGCGACUCCUUCACUUGGAGGUAUUGGCGACUGUGAAGUUUCGUGGGUUUAUAAGAUUCUUGCUAUUUAUGUUAAGUUUGGUCAGAUGAACUGGAUCAAGGGGUUGCGUUAUUUAACAAAACAAUCCAAAUGUAUCACUUCACAUUAUUCGAUGGUGAAAAAGAAUCAGAAUGGUUUUGUGUAUGAUCAAAGCAAGCUGUCCUCUUUGCGAUCACCAAUUGGCUACAAUUUGGAAAGAAACAUGUCAUGGAAAGGAAAGUUUCCUUGUUUUCUAGAAAAUGUCUUGGGGCCUAGAAGAUAUGCAAUGUCCAUAUGUCGUCCAUAUGUGCAGAGCGUGCAAAACAACCCAGAUUUGAGCAGAGAUUUUCUCGUACAACUCUGGGUUGAGGAUAGAAAGAAGAGAAAAUUCACUGGUAAAAAAAGACGUAAAGUUCUUAAAUCUGCAGAUCACGAUGAAGGAUUAUCUGGAGGUCAAACUGCCUUCCGACUUCCAUUUGACAGGUUGUUUUCGGAUGCAUCUAUCUCAGAUGAGAAGUCUUAUGACCAGGCAAAGCCAGAUUUGAAGCAGCCGCCUCCCAGCCAGUUUGUCACGGGCAUACUGGAACCCAUGUCUUCAGAAGAGUCUAAGGUUGCACCUCUUCUUGCAAGAGCCAAUUUGCUGAUUACUAGGGAUAUAGAAUGGGCCAAUCUUGUUCUUGGUUUUGAACAGGAAAACAGAUAUGCUGUUGUAGAUGUCUGCUACCCACAAUCACCUGUAGGUUUCAUUCGUGAGCAGAGCAAUGUUCUUGCGAGACAGUUACUUCGACUUCGUCGUCCUUUUGUGGCCUACAUAACAGAUGGUUUGGGUAAAGAGCUAUUUAGGGUUCGGAGGCCCUUUUGGUGGAUCACUAGCUCAAUUUAUGCAGAGAUAGACGGAAAAGAUAUUGGUGUCGUUCAUCGAAGAUGGCAUCUCUGGAGGAGAAAUUAUGAUUUGUACUUGGGGAAUAAGCAAUUUGCAGUGGUAGAGAAUCCUGGCUUCUGGAAUUGGACAUUUACUUUGAAGGACAUUGAAGGGAACGUGUUGGCUGAAAUAGAUCGUGAUUGGAGGGGUUUCGGAUUUGAGAUUUUCACUGAUGCUGGACAAUAUGUGAUUCGAUUUGGGAGUGCCAAUUCUGGCCUUGAUCCUGUUAGGGGGAUUGAAGAAUUGAAUGUUUCUCGUCCAUUGACACUGUCAGAGAGAGCAGUUGCUGUUGCACUUGCUGUUUCACUGGAUAACGACUAUUUCUCCAGACAUGGAGGCUGGGGAUUUCCUUUUAUGGUUGUUGACGAUUAAGAUUACAGUUAACAGGCAAAGUGUACCGUCCACUGAAUAUACAAAGGAGAAGACAAUCAUUUCUCUUUUCUUAUUUAUUUAUUAAUAUUAUCUUUCGGCAUUGUACAUCAAGAAAGUAAAAAACAAUAAAGUCUGGUGUCGACCGGCUACUGUAAUUGAACCUGUAUUUUGUAACUCGUUUUUUCCUCACCAAUAAUCAUUGAUGAUGAGAAUUCUGGCAAGAUUUUGGAAGAAGAGUUUGCAUCAGCUAUAUCUAUACUUAUGCAGUUUUGUGUUGGGUUUUCUC